AUGAACAAGCUUCGUGAUCUUCUUUCUGACUCUUCAUCACUCACUACAAAAGUACUUGCUCAGUUUGAUGCAAGUCUUUUAGAAGCAGUCAAGGAAGAUAAGGAUGCUGCUCUCGAGUUAUUUUCUGAUUAUCUUUUCUCAGAAAAUGCAAAAAACACAACACAGAUCUUUCUUGCUCAUGCAAAGAAAACAUUCGAUAAAGAAAACGCUUUAGACCAAUUUGUUGCAUUAACACAAGCAAAAAUCGAAAAAAGUUUUUGGAAUACACAAAAUCCAAACUAUUCAAGUGCAAUUAACUUAAUCAAUAUGUUCGGAAGUGAAUUAUUAUUCAACCAAAAUGAAAUUAAGUUCGUAGAUCAUUUCACAGCCAACAUUACAAAAAUACCAGCUGAUUCUGAAUCGAAUGCAUUCAAGAUUGUUGAAUUUUUCUUCUCAUACGCCAAGACUCCGAUCGAAAUCGAAGGCAAAUCCGAUGAAAUUUGUGAAAAAUCUUCAACUCAUUCGUAUUUAAUCGCAAAAAUACUCGAAAACAUCAAAAACAUUGAUUCAUUUGAUGCAGUUUUUGCACUUUUAAGGUGUUCAGCAUCAUUAUUCAAAGAUAUUUUCAAUGAUGAAAUUAUUGAAUCACUUUUUACUGAAAAAGACUCAAAAUUGAAGCAAUUUUUAACAGCACAUCUUCCACACCACAUGAUUGUCCUUCUUAUUUCCAUAAUCUCGCGUUCAAAUACCGAAGCAAUCGAUUAUUGUUACAAUGAAUCUAAGAAAUUGAUAUUAAAGAGCCACGAAAUCAUCGAGCGAGUCUUUGGCUUUACAGCUCUCAGUCAAAUUGUCAAGUUUGUCGCUUCAAAAGACGAUUUUCUUGAUUUAUUAGUUGAUUGCAUGUUCAGAGACAUUGAUUCGAACAACCACCUUAUUACAUCUACAAUCAAGACCAUCUUGAACAGUAUUUUCAAGACGAUGAAAGACGAUUUGCCACGAAUUUGCGCUCAUAUGAUGCAUAGAAUCGACCAUCUUGAUUGGAACGCCAAACUGAAGACAUGGUUAUUACCACAGUUACUUCCUUAUCUCGAUACCAAAGAUUUUGAUCCAACACAACUGAUUAUUAUCGCUCAGAAUUUAUCUGAUGCAACUUUUGUGACGAAAUGCAUUAGAUCGUAUGCCCAUUCUGAAGAAUCAUGUGAAAACAUCCUCCACGCCACCAUAAACUACGUCAAAAGCAUUCCGAUUGAGAAAGAUUUACCCUCAUUACGUCCUUUAUUCGAUCCUAUGUUCGACGUCAAUCCGAAAUUCGUUAAAAAGGCGUUUGACGAGUUCAAGGAGAUAAAGGAGACACAUACACGUGUCUGGCUGAUGUUUGAAGCAUCAAGAGCCAUUGUUAAGUCGAAAUGGGUUUUAAAUCAAACGGAAAUUUUCGAAAAUAUCAAGUUUGGACUUCAAAGUCUUAACUGGGAUAUUCGAGCAACAGCUUUUGAUAUCUUUAUGCUCGCGGGAAUGCCACAAAACCAAGAAGAAGCAAAUUUGGUUGUUGAUAACUUCGAAAACAUGCUUUAUAUGGAUAGUCCGAAGCAUUGUUCGAUGAUAACAUCAACAAUGAGUUGCGCAAUGGAAGGAUACAGUGCUGGAAAGAACAGAUUUAAAGUUGAUGAAAUAAUUAAACCGUUUUUGGCCAAAAUCUUGGAUAUUCUUGAUACCCAUAUGAUUCCAUCAUUCAUUACAAGUCACAAACAGUUCUGUUUGGACUUAAAUUCCUUAAUUAUUGCGAAAUUCCCAGAUCUUGAAACAGAUUCUCAUUUAUUAUCUCUCGGAUCACUUCUUUUGGAUAACUCAUUGACUAAGUCCGUAACAGAAGUCAUCAGAAAGAGAAUGACCCAGUCAGAAUCAACAGAAAAGUACUUCAAAGAAAUUAAGAACGAAAGAGUCCAAAAAAAUUUAUUCGCUCAGACAGAUGUCGCUGAGAAUGAGAACCUAAAGGUAAGAGAAGGACUCCCAGCUUCAGAACAAGAAUUCAAAGAAUAUCUUGCAAAAAUACCAAAGGAAGAAAUGUGGGAAAAGCAGGUACAGAUGCUCUCAGACAUCAACGAAUCCAUUCGUGUACUCAAACACGUCAUUUCCGUUGAAACAAUUAAAGAAUCCGCUGAUCAAAUUUUCGAAUUAUUGGUAAACACAAGGAAAUUGGGAGUCGCGUGCCAAGGACAAGAAGGUUUACAGUACAUUGUUGAAUGUUUACCACCUAAAGAACUCACAGAAAUUUGCGAUAAAUGGACUGACCAAAUUAUUUCAAUUUUAGGCGGAUUUGAUAUGAAGAACAUGCGUAGAAGUGCUGCAUUACCUUUAAUAGCACUCACUAUCAUCAGAGUUCAAACUUCUGACGUAAUGAAAAUGAAUGGAUCGAAAUAUCAGAAGCUUAUUGAAGCUCUGAUCUCUUCAAUCAAGACAACAGAGAACUGUACUGAGGCUACAAAUGCUUUAAACGUUUGCAGAGCUGUUUUGACCGAUAAAGCAACAUCAAUCCACGGAGAUUCGAUUGUUCCUUACGUCAUGGAAGCCAUUCUUGAUGUUCUAAGGAGAUUAGGCGGUUGGGAGGUUGUCGCUGCUGGAAACCUCUGUUUAUCCGCAGUAAUCAGAAAACUGACAAAAAUCGGAACUUUACAAAAUGGCAAAUAUUUGACACUUGAACAAUUUUUUGCCAAAAUGUCAAAAGUUAGGGAUUCUAUGAUAUCCAGUCUACAAGCUAACAAGCACUCUGUUUAUGUUGCAUUGACAAUUUUGACUCAAUUCGAAGCAUCAGAAACUGACGAAGAAUUACAAAAAUUAUCAUUGAAACACAUCGGAGAUAGAGAUUGCAGACUUCGUCGUGCAGCCGCUCGUGCAUGCUACAUGUGUACAUCUCGUAAUGACAGACUUAUUUUGUUCAAAGAGUUAAUUAACUCACUUUACAACAGGGAAUCGAUUGUUUCGAUUCAAUCUUAUAACACAUUGCAUGGUGUGUUCGAUUUAAUGCGUGAGAUCGUAUCAGAUGAAGGUUUCGUUUAUGAAGAUGAAUUUCCAACUUUAGAUUUCAAGAAGAUUCCACCUUUCAUAUGGUCAGACAUCAUAAUUGUUAUGCAGAAGCUUAAAUUAACUAUCCCAGAUGUCACAGACUUCACAGAUAAUGAGUUUACAUUUGAUGAGUCUUCAUUAGCAUCAUUAUCAUCGUCAUCAUCAACAUAUUCACAGAGGAUGAUGACUGCUAUCAGUCUUAGAAACUCUUAUUAUCCAAAGGACUUCCCAGAAAAUGUAAUUAAAGUCGUAUUAGGAAAAUCCGCACUUCAAUCCGUCCAAAACACAUGCUUAUCAUUUGCAGUACAAAGAAUACAGAACAACCACAAUAUUAACUCAGACCCUCUCAUAGAAAUGAUCAAGAAUGAAGACAGACCAAUGAUUUUGGCCGAUCUAAUUUCACUUUUAUCGUCUUCUGAAAAAAUACCAAAGUCAGUCAUUGGUCUUAAUGAAAAAUUUGAACAGUUAUCAUUUAUAUUAUCAGAAGCUAUGACUCCUGUUCAUAUUUCCAUCGCAAAAUUGCUUCCAAAGAUUAUUAAUUUGGAUACAAGGUUUGCAUUAAGUGCAUUACGUCUAGCGAUCGAUGAAAUACCAGCAGUAAGAGUUCCUGCAUCUUCUGCUCUUUCAGAUUUCGUUGGCUCUGAAAAUAAAAUUUCAGAAAUUUCUUCUUUCAGAUUAGCAGCAAAAAAAAUUUCUGAAAUGGACAGUUCAGUUGUUGCUAGAGGUUGCCUCAAAUGGGCAUCUCUUGUUGAUGAAAAGAGCAGAACUGACACUCAUGGAGAACAAUUAACAGUUUUAGUCGACGAAUUCUUCUUUGGAAGAGAAUUAUGCAAAGCUCUUCAAGUACAAAUACCAUUCUCUGAUAGACAAGCUGUUCCUCUCGUAGAAAUGAGAGAUAAAUACAAAUCUGCAAUAAUUUCUGAAGUAGAGAAGAAAUAUAUAAAUAAAGAUUAG
This is a messenger RNA of Trichomonas vaginalis G3, 3993 nucleotides long. RefSeq names its product putative death-receptor fusion protein (DUF2428) family. The record is from RefSeq and is a predicted model, not a curated record. Bases 1 to 3993 code for a protein of 1330 amino acids. NCBI's taxonomy places the organism in Eukaryota, Parabasalia, Trichomonadida, Trichomonadidae. The transcript has a single exon.